AUGGCGACAACUGUGCAAUCAAAUCCUAGAAACAAUAUCUCAGGAGAGAAAGCUUAUUUCUCACCUAAUACAUCUCUGAAAUUUGUUGAUAAUCGAAUAAAUGUUAAUGAAAGUUUAUACUAUAUUCUUAGUGCUCAAGGAAGUCAACAACAAGCAGUAACAUCAAUACGUCGUGAAGGUAUAGGUAUUGUACAUUUACAUCGUUCAGAAAAUUAUGAAGGUUUUGGUUUUCAUUUACAAUAUAAUAAAAGUUAUUUUCUUGUUCGAAAAAUUGAAGAUGAUAGUCCAGCUGCUGAUGGUGGUCUCUAUGUAGAUGAUAUUAUACUUUCAAUAAAUCAACAAUCAACAGAAAACAUGCCUUACGGUACAUUUGCUAAAUUAGUUGAUGAAAGUUCACGUCUUGAUUUGAUUGUUCAAUCUCGGGAAGAAUAUUUAUAUUCGAUGAUACAUCGACCAAAAGAGAACAGACAAUCGAUACCAACAAUUCCAAUUCCAAUUCCAAUAAGUAAUAAAAAAAUCAAAAAGAAACGUCGAAUAUCUCUUUCGAAGAUACUGAAAAAAAUAACAAAUCGUUGA
Molecule: messenger RNA, 576 nt
Organism: Rotaria sp. Silwood1
Lineage: Eukaryota; Metazoa; Rotifera; Eurotatoria; Philodinida; Philodinidae
Source: the annotation of a GenBank genome assembly